Messenger RNA from Fraxinus pennsylvanica, 459 nucleotides. NCBI's taxonomy places the organism in Eukaryota, Viridiplantae, Streptophyta, Magnoliopsida, Lamiales, Oleaceae. The record is from the annotation of a GenBank genome assembly.
AUGGAGUAUGAUUCGGUUACAAACAUUAUGAAUGUUACUCUUUCACCUUCGUCUUCAAAGCCUAAAAUGCCUGUCUUGUCUUACCCAGUGGAUCUCUCUCCAAUCGUCGAAGAAAAUACGUACGUUGAAAUUUCUGCUUCAGCAGGGUUGCUAGCAAGUUCCCAUUACCUUUUAGUCUGGAGCUUGAAAAUAAAUGGAAAAGCCAAGUCGUUGGACUUCGAUCUUUUCCCAUCAGUUCCAGGAACGAAAAAGAAAAAUGCAAGCCUAAUUGUAGGUCUCUCAGUGCUGGCAGUUGUUUUUACCUUGAGUUCAAUCUUAUUUGCUGUUUCAAGGGGGUACCUUGCACUCGAAUUUCCUAGGACAGGACGAGACACUAAAAGGUCUGAUGUGUUUUCCUUUGGUGCUCUGUUGCUUGUGGGCGUAGGCCAAUUGAACCCGAGGAAGGACCAGAGGAGUUAG